This is a messenger RNA of Penicillium verrucosum, 1167 nucleotides long. RefSeq lists its product as uncharacterized. The transcript is spliced from 2 exons. The record is from RefSeq and is a predicted model, not a curated record. NCBI's taxonomy places the organism in Eukaryota, Fungi, Ascomycota, Eurotiomycetes, Eurotiales, Aspergillaceae. The coding region runs from base 1 to 1167 and encodes 388 amino acids.
AUGUUGACGAAUGGAUCUCAGACAAAAGAACAACAAAACCUCAUCACGUGCGCACACAGAACACGGGAUAGACCUCGGGACGGGACGCGACGCACCACCAACCUCUCCGACCCACUGCUAGUGUCAUCCGCUGACAUUCUUAAUCUCCUUGAUCUCGAUGCCCCCAAUGGAUCUUGCGUCCGCCGGGGGACCAAGCUCAGCGAUAUAGUGAUCGAUCGCCGUCCUUUGACAGGCCGCGGCAAGAAGCUUACUCUUGCGCAAGAAGGUGUUCUCAGGAGGCUCUAUGAACAAGAAUUGCCCUCAGUAUCCAAUGGUGAGCUGCCAGCGAAAGGGUUCUGGAUGAAUCUCGCGUCGCAGUUUCGCGAGCAGACCGGUCGGGAGUAUUCGUGGUUGUCUGUGAAGCGGCGGGCUGCAAGUUGGGGUCGGAAAUCUGUAGAAAUUGGCCGGCAACUGGAUACCUCUAGUGCGAGUCAGCUCGGUAUUCAGAAUUCGGUACCUGGACCUAGUCAUCAAGAAAUUGCUCAUGAGUCCCCACCCCAGGAGGGUUCAGACAACAGCGAACAACCCACGAUAUCACAAACAAAGCCUUCACCGUACCCUCAGGAUUCGAAGACCCCGGAAUCGUCUCAACUUGAAAGAAGCCUUGGUAUCGGGGACUGGUUGCAGCGCAGUUGGGUUUCAGGUGGCCCAGACCCAAGCCCAGACCCAAGCCAAGACACCAGUGGGAACCACAGAUCCCCGCGCUUGUCCCAACCCCGGCCCCGAUCAAGAUCGCCCCAACGUGUAUCGCAGCUCAGAGAUCGCCGUCGAUCUCCUUCACCGACGAGACGCACCAAGGCUAUCUCCAGACGGUUGCAUGACCAGCUGGCGUCUUCCUCCAAUGGAAUAGUUGCGUCUGGCCCCAACCCUUUGUCUGGCUCUUCCUCAGCCUAUGAACGUGUGCAGUUCAGCCAUCUGAGUAAACGAAACCCCCCUGGAUUCAACCGUAUCCGCAAGAGGACGGAGAAAGAUGAGCCUGAAACCCCUGAGAGUCGCCGUACUGAUUCAGAAAGAUCUAAACCCGAAGAAAAUAACGUUAGCAACGGUCUUCCUGUGUCGCCGCACUUAUCUGACCAAGAUGACUUACCGCUGGCUCCAACUCGGAUCUUGAGAAGGCGUGCAAAAUGA